AGUGUUAGGGUAUGAGACGACACUGGGGUGUAGCGCAAUUUCCGUGUAGGAGCCAAACGUCGUAGGCGUGCGUGCCUUUAAGUGGCUGAUCCCUGGAAAUUGCAGGACGUUUGUGGUUGGUAACAUGUUAAGAAAAUACACGGGGGUCAUUUACGCCAUAGAGUUGGCUCUGCUAAACCUGGUUUGUCACAUUCUGUGUAGUAAGGAUGCAGGUCAGUUGGAACGCAUCAGCACAUUCAACCACUACAGUGCCAUGUUUGCUAUGGAGGAUGUGUUCUUCGAGAUUGUAUCGCCGCCUUCGCUGCAGUACACAUACUUGAUUCAAGUGACACGGGACUUUGGUGUGCCUUUCAACUUCACGUUGAUGAGCGCCCGCCUGGUGCCCGCGGAGCCGGCGUUCGCUUGCGAGCCCCUUGACAAUUGUGAGGACGUCGAGGGUGCGGUUGCCUUCAUUCAAAGAGGGGACUGUCCUUUCGUGGUGAAGGUGAUGAACGCGCAGAGGUGCGGCGCGCGAGCCGCUGUUGUGUUUGACGAUGAUCGGGACAACGUGGAGCACUUCAUUGAAAUGACCUCGGAUAGUGAACAGCUGAAACCCACGAUUCCUGCUGCCUUUCUCCUGGGAAAAAACGGGUAUAUGAUCAUGGAGACUCUGGGACGACUACAUCUAAGCCAUGCUGUGAUCAAUAUUCCUAUCAAUGCCAGCAUGUACCAUAUACACGAGAGAAAACAGCCACCGUGGGUGUUGUGGUGACAUCUGUUGGGCCAGUUGCGCAGUGCCGGUGUACCCUCAGCCGCCAGGAUUAGUCAAUGCUGUUGUUGGGUCCGUCUCCACGGUGUUGGAACUGGUGUUGUCGUUCCCUAGCGUUACGGGUAGUAUUUAUUUAGGAAUUCGAGAGUGUCGUUUAUCAUCCCAUGUAAAUCGUUGCCUGCCGCGCGGUGAGGGGCGUCGGCAGUUUGUGUUCCUGCAUUCGUUCAGAUCGGCUGGGUGCUUCAAUCAUCGAAAAUGCACCGGUUCCGCACUAAAGCGGAAAACGCUACCGACUGCAGAUUUCGAAGGGAGGUCGCGUUGGCGUCAUAUGCAGUCCUUGGUGAUGUGGAGGUGUUAGUCGGCGCAUGCUUCCCGCCAGUGGUUACUUGUGACGAGCUUCCUCCCACGUGGCUCCUGCGCUGGAUCUGAGCACUGUGAUAGCGUGGCGUGCGACGCGCGGGGACAGUGGCGUCGUGCUCAGUUUAAGUGCGCCCCUUGCGAUUGCCGACGUUUUGAUGCACCGAUGGAGGGUGCUGGACGAUAUCUCGAGGAUGUAGUAGCCUGGCACGAUGUUUGAAGAUCGGAUGGAAGCAUCGCAUGUCUCGUGUUCUGGGCAAGAGUUCGGUGAUACCAUUAUUCGCGAAUGGUUGGCUUGGUUCCAGUGUUGACGUGUGGAAUCGGCUUUCUUUUGGGGUCGCUGUUUCUGGUGUUGUGUGAUGAUCUCACAUCAGGACUGGUUUGGUGUUGUACAAUGCGGGCAAUAAAUUGACGCGGGUACGGAAUACUGUACCCGAUAACUAUUUCCGUCCCGUUACAGUCGCAUACACGCUAUACUCGCAUUAGAGU
Molecule: messenger RNA, 1594 nt
Organism: Pollicipes pollicipes
Lineage: Eukaryota; Metazoa; Arthropoda; Thecostraca; Pollicipedomorpha; Pollicipedidae
Product: PRADC1-like protein
Exons: 4
Coding region: 125-751 (208 amino acids)
Source: RefSeq, a predicted model, not a curated record